UGAACUUCUCUGCAGCCCGCUCCAUAUUACAGCAUCGCAGCGAGCGCGCGCAGCAGAUCGCAGGCGAAGGGCGAGGCGAGGCUUGGACCGUCCUCAACACUUCUAACCUCAGUGGAAGCUUAUGCAGCAGCAGUCUGUCUGACCUGUCCGUGGACGAGCUAAUCGGCCAUUGCUUGCGUGUAAAACAGAACUAUUAAAACUGCUAAGGACCAGAGCAGAGCUGUGGAUCAGUGCCGAAGAACUGAGCUAUUGACUACAUCAAGUUGACAUCUUUGGUCUACAGUGAUGGAGGGGGAGCCACUUGAAUAUGGCAACUACUCUUAUGAUUUUUUUGAGUAUGGGGACUUUGAAGAGCUGCAAGAAAAGGGCUAUAUCCAGAAGGAGACUCUGCACAUUAUCUCAGUGGUCAUCUACUCCCUAGCAUUUGUGCUUGGAGUCACUGGGAAUGGCAUUGUGAUCUGGGUGACUGCAUUCAAAAGCAAACGGACGAUUAACAGUGUGUGGCUGCAGAACCUGGCCAUAGCAGAUUUUGUGUUUGUUCUUUUUCUACCUAUUUCCAUUGACUACGUGUUGCGUGACUUCAAUUGGAUCUUUGGAUGGAAUAUGUGCAAGUUGAACUCUUUCAUCUGUACAGUCAACAUGUACGCCAGUGUAUUGUUUCUCACUGUGCUCAGUUUGGAUCGUUAUGUCUCCCUGGUUCACCUAGUCUGGUGCCAGAAGCACAGAACAACACGGCGGGCCUGGGGUGUGUGCGCACUGACCUGGGUCAUGUCCAUCCUUUUCAGCAGUCCUGCUUUGAUCUUCCGAGAAACGGUGCAAUUACAUGAAAAGGUUGUAUGCUUUAACAACUUCUAUGACGAGAAUGGGCACAAUGCUGUUGUGAGACACAUCGCUAUGGUGACACUCCGCACUACAGUCGGCUUUCUCCUGCCCUUUGCCACCAUCAGCAUCACAGCUGUACUGCUGGCUAGAAAGAUGAAGCAAUCUGCCAACAUACGUCUCUCCAGCUUCUCCAAAACAAUUUCAGUGAUUAUCCUGGCCUUCUUCCUGUGCUGGGCACCUUUCCACACCUUCAGCCUCAUGGAGCUGACCAUGCACCACUCGCUCUACUUGCACAAAAGCCUGACCGUGGGCUUCCCCCUGGCCACCAGCCUGGCGUUCUUCAACAGCUGCCUCAACCCUAUACUCUAUGUACUGGUCAGUAAGAAUGUACGCAUGAUCCUCAAGAGAUCCUGCAUGAACAUCGCUAAGCAAUCUCUGAGAGGGCUCAACCAAAGCCUUUCUGCCACUGAGUCAGCUUCAGCCCCAGCUAGCUGCGCUCCUGAGGAACUUUUCAUCUGCUCGCGUAUCUGAAGCAGCAUUAGCCAACAAACUCAGCCAGAAGAUGCAACUCAACUUAAGAAGCUUGAUCAUUUGCCAGAUAAUAUGUAUUGCAUGUAUGUAACUUAAAAAUUCUACUAGCAUAUAGUUUCUUUUAUAUUCUCUGCAUAAGGGUUAAUCACUGGGAUUUUUUGUAUUUUGCCUUGGAGCUGGCCAGAGCUACAGUUGCAGUGAUUUGGAUACCAGUGUGUGAUGACUAUAAAUUGCUCAGAGUGGAAAACCUGAGCAAGCAACAUUCAACAUCAACCACAUCUCUCAGAGCGGGUGAAAGGAGAAAGAGAAGGCUUUUCUCUGUGCUAUAUAGUUCCCCAUUAUGGGCUUAUUAUGCAAAAAAGGCACAAUUAAAGCAAACAAGAAACAAUUAUAAUGACUGAAAUCAUUGCAUUCAACCUGUUUGUGAAGAAUGUGUUUAUUCAAAUAAAGAUUUUAUCAAUAUUUA
Molecule: messenger RNA, 1819 nt
Organism: Pygocentrus nattereri (red-bellied piranha)
Lineage: Eukaryota; Metazoa; Chordata; Actinopteri; Characiformes; Serrasalmidae
Gene: cmklr2
Product: G protein-coupled receptor 1
Exons: 3
Coding region: 286-1353 (355 amino acids)
Biological process (GO): inflammatory response; complement receptor mediated signaling pathway; phospholipase C-activating G protein-coupled receptor signaling pathway
Cellular component (GO): plasma membrane
Molecular function (GO): complement receptor activity; G protein-coupled receptor activity
Source: RefSeq, a predicted model, not a curated record